Molecule: messenger RNA, 309 nt
Organism: Emiliania huxleyi CCMP1516
Lineage: Eukaryota; Haptophyta; Isochrysidales; Noelaerhabdaceae
Exons: 1
Biological process (GO): nucleoside triphosphate catabolic process
Molecular function (GO): nucleoside triphosphate diphosphatase activity
Source: RefSeq, a predicted model, not a curated record
AAUCUCGAGGAACUGCGGGGCUCUCUGGCAGCCUUCGCCGCCGCUCGUGAUUGGGAUCAGUUCCACACCCCGCGCUCACUCGCGCUCGCGCUCACGGGUGAAGUCGGAGAGCUGUGCGAGUGCUUUCAGUGGCGCGGCGACGCGGCCUGCGCGCCGGGCUUGCCAGGGUGGACUGACGCCGACCGCACCCACCUCGGAGAGGAAAUGGCCGACGUACUCAUGUACUUGGUCCGCCUCGCCGAUCGCAGCGGGAUCGACCUGCCAGCAGCGUGCGCUGCCAAGCUGGAGCGCAACGGUCAAAAAUACCCG